Molecule: messenger RNA, 1554 nt
Organism: Cordyceps militaris CM01
Lineage: Eukaryota; Fungi; Ascomycota; Sordariomycetes; Hypocreales; Cordycipitaceae
Product: cytochrome P450 alkane hydroxylase, putative
Exons: 3
Coding region: 1-1554 (517 amino acids)
Molecular function (GO): oxidoreductase activity, acting on paired donors, with incorporation or reduction of molecular oxygen, reduced flavin or flavoprotein as one donor, and incorporation of one atom of oxygen; heme binding; iron ion binding
Source: RefSeq, a predicted model, not a curated record
AUGGGCAUCGUCACAGCCGUCUUCAUGCUACUGCUCGCGCCAGCCGUCCUUCACCUUGUCUACUCGUUACUCUUGCGACACUUCAGUGUAAGACGGAGCAAGCACUGCCAAACUACCUGCCCUACAGGCCCUAUCAAAGAUGGAUUUUUUGGCCUUGAUUUUAUCUAUGACAUUAUCUUUCGCAAAAGAGAGGACAACUAUCUCACCUCCACAUGCAGACUGUUUAAGCAGUUUGGUUCCACGUACUCUAUGAAGAGUUGCGUCUGGGAGACCAUCUUUACCAACGACAGCCAAAACAUCAAAACCCUACUUGCCACGUCCUUUCAUGACUUUGAGCUUCCCAAGCUGCGUCGUGACGCCAUCUCUACGCUUCUGGGAACCGGCAUCUUCAGCGUCAAUGGUGCGCCUUGGUCGCACACCAGGGCCCUGCUGCGGCCCUGCUUCGCCAACAGAGACAAAGUGGCCGUGACGGCGAUGCUCGAAGACCACUUCCAGAGCUUACUGCACCACAUCCCACAGAAUGGAGACGAGGUGGACUUGCAGCCCCUGUAUUUUGCCCUGACCAUGGACUUUGCCACCGAGUUCCUCACCGCAACGUCCUCUCACAUGCUGGACAAGACCAAGUCGCACGAGAAAGAGUGGCAGUUUUUUGAAGACUACACCAUAUGCUCGGAAGAGGUCAUCAAGAAGAUGUGUCUUGGCCCGCUCCAAAUCCUGCGCUACAACCGCGCCGCGGAGCAGGCCAAGAAGCGCGUCUUCCGGUACAUGGAUGACUUCAUCGACGACGCCCUGCAGAACACAGAUGCAGGCGAGUCGCCGGAGCUCAACGUGCUGACCAAGCUUGCCGCUGUCACGCAAGACCGCAAAGUCCUGCGAGACCAGAUGCUGCACCUGUUGUUGGCGAGCCGCGACACCACGGCCAGUCUGCUCUGCAACUUGUUCUUCAUGCUGGCCAAGGAGCCUGCCAUGUACGAGACGCUGAGACAGGAAGUGCGCGGCGUGUGUGGCGAUGCGCCACCCUCGCCAGAGCAGCUGAAGCAGAUGGUGUACCUUUGUCGGUGCGUUCAGGAAUAUGCUCCUCCUUUGGAGCGAUCGCCCCAGGACCAAGAAGCAUUUGCGCUGACAAGCCGAGUAGCACUCCGCCUGCAUCCUGUGAUACCCACCAAUGCACGAGAGGCCACACGCGACACGACGUUGCCCGCCGGGGGCGGCAAGGACGGCACCGAGCCACUGCUGGUACCAAAGGGCACCUUUGUCGUCUACAACGUCUUCGCGAUGCACAGAGACGAGGCCGUCUUUGGUGCCGACGCGGACAAGUUCCGCCCCGAUCGGUGGGCUGGCCUGCGCCCCGGCUGGGCUUAUCUCCCAUUCAAUGGCGGACCACGCAUCUGCCUAGGCCAGCAGAUUGCGCUGCUCGAGUCGCAGUACUUGGUGGCGCGCAUGGUACAGACCUUUCGGACUAUGGACUCGCGAGAGAGCCGAGACUGGGAGGAGCUCUUUGCCCUGGCCAUUACGUGCAAGCAUGGAGUCAAGGUCAAGCUGGAAUGGGCAUGA